Danaus chrysippus (African queen) is the source of this 888-nucleotide messenger RNA. Lineage: Eukaryota; Metazoa; Arthropoda; Insecta; Lepidoptera; Nymphalidae. The record is from the annotation of a GenBank genome assembly.
AUGGAAGUUAAAAACUAUAUACAUGAAGUGACGGAACUUGAACGAAAUAUCACAAAUCAUGAAGCUUACGGAAACUCUUACCGGUGGUCGCCUAGAGAUUUCGAACUUGGUUCAGCUCUAGGGCAAGGCAAGUUUGGACAUGUUCACGUAGCCAGAGAAAAAAAAACGGGUUAUUUAGUUGCUAUUAAAGCACUAUUUAAGUCUCAAAUUAUGAAAUCCAGAUGUGAACGACAAGUUAUGCGAGAAAUAGAGAUUCAAUCACAUUUAAAACAUCCAAAUAUCCUACGUUUGUUGACAUGGUUCCAUGACGAACGACGAAUCUACCUUGUAGUUGAAUUCGCUGCGGGUGGAGAAUUAUACAAACACUUGACAAAUUCACCAAAAGGUCGCUUUCCAGAAAGCAAAGCUGCCAGAUAUAUUUAUCAGGUUGCAGAUGCAGUUGAAUACUGCCAUCGACACCAUGUGAUACAUCGAGAUAUUAAGCCAGAAAAUAUUUUAGUCGCUUUCAAUGGUGACCUGAAACUAGCUGAUUUUGGUUGGUCAGUUCACGCACCUUCUGAACGACGAAAGACGAUGUGUGGAACACUUGACUAUCUCCCACCGGAGAUGAUAAGACGAGAAGUAUAUGAUGUAUCAGUAGACCAUUGGUGUAUCGGGGUAUUACUUUAUGAGUUCCUAGUAGGAAAACCACCAUUUGAGAGUGACGGACAGGACAGGACGUAUGCCAGAAUCCUAGCUUUAGAUAUGACAUAUCCAGAAUAUGUACCUGAUGGAGCCAAAGAUCUUAUUUCAAAGCUUCUGAAACACACAAGCAAAGAAAGAUUGUCACUUGAUGGAGUCAAGAAGCAUUACUGGGUGCAACAAUUCCAGAAUAGCAAUAAUGUAUAG